AUGAAGCCUCGUAAAUCAGUGCUUGGUUAUUUUGGAAGUGUGUUUGGACUGAAAUCUAAUGACACAACGACCACACCUCCAAAAGUCGAAGAAAAACCAAUAACAAGAGAGGAUUUCCAUAGCGAUGAACAAUAUCAACUAUUUUUGCAGUUGAAAGAACAAUGGGAAACCUUUUUGAAAGAUUCUUCAUUAUAUUCCGAAACUGAUACAGCUAUUUAUUCCAUCAUUACCCUAUUCCAUAAAGUAUUCUACAAUCAGAACAUGUUUCAACAUCACUUUCAUCAAAUUUUUAAAAACACACAAACAUUCACAUCAACAGUCACCUAUCGAUUGAAAAAAGAUAUCGAGAAUGCUUUAAAGGAAACUCCUUCAAUCCCUCCACCAUCUCCAUUUAAUAUAUCACAACAAGAUUUUGAUCCAAAUAACGUUCAAGACAUUGGAAAUCGCAAUGUCAAACUCUCUCUUAUGCACUACUUGAUUUCACGAGAAAAACACUCAUCCGAUAUUGUCAACACUUUAAUCAUGUUGAUUUCAAACCAUGAAGAAGUUGUAGCACCAUUUGUUAUUGAUUUCAAAAUAAUUUCACUUGUUAUCAACAUUUUAGAAAUUGUUGCUCAAAUCAACUCGAACGACAUUGAAGAUUAUGAUAACAAGUUUUCUCAUGUUGACUCUCAUCAAAAUCUAUUACUAGACACUUUAGAAGAUGAUAACAAACAAAAUGUCAAGAAACAAUUAACAACCAAAGAGUGUCUCGAAGUGUCAUGUCAACAACUUGUUUCGUUUGUUCAUCACUGUCUCAACAAUAGAGAGUUGUUUGACACUCUAAAACUCAGCGAUGAUGUAUUGACAUUGAUAAGAAUAUUAACAAGUUGUCGAAGUGAAGAAGGUUUUAACUUUGCACAAAAGUUAGCACUUGACCUUUUAUUUGCACUUCUCAUCAAAACUGAUUUGGCAUUGGUGGAUAGCUUCCAUAAGAAGAAGAUUAUACAUCUUCUCUUAGAUUCAUUAAGUAUGAUCAAGUCUAAAAAUUAUCUCAAUAUUUGCUCAAUUAUUGAAACAUUGGUAUCACUUUUAAAACAAACAGUUUCCAUCUCUCCAUUGCUAUACAGAGAUUUCAAUGAUGCCAAUGGUCAUUUAAUCAUGCAAGAAGCUCUUAUUGAAUGCGAAUCAAAAUUUGAACAAGAUACUUCAACCAUGAAAGUCGCACUUCACAACUUUAGUGAUUUGUUAUGUGUUGGUGAAAGAGCCAUAGAACCACCUCUCGAUUAUUUGCAACAAUUGAAUGUUACUACGAGUAUCAAUGCCAACAAUGAAAGAAGAAUUAAGAACAUGACCAUCUAUCAGUCCAUGAUUAAUAUUUUCCUAAAAUGUAAUACUGAUAGUUUGAAACAAGAAAUUGUUGAAAUAUUACUUGUUACGUUUGCUGAUAAUAGUAUGAAUUAUCCAUCAGUACAUCAUUUACAUAAUGUAGCCUUACUCACUCGAAGUUUACCCGAUUUCUCUGAAAAGAUUCAACAAGCGGUAUUGAAACUCAUCGAAUUCAUUUUUGCUGGACUCAACUUUGCUCCAUUAGAAGAAUUAAAAAUGCUUGGUGAAUUGAUGAGUAGUAGAGAAGCAGCACCUAAAUUAGUAUUGAAUGUACUUGUAUUGAUUAACAAGUUACUCAAUUUUGAUUCGAGAUUCAGUACGAGAUUUAAAGAAGCAGGACUCUUUGAUAAGAUUAUAUUCUUAUUACGUGAUGAGUUUGAAGGAGUGUUAACUUUGGGAGAAUAUAAGGAUAAGGAGGAAAGAACCAAUGUUCUUUUAAAACUUCUCGAUUUAACAAUUCAAGUAUUAAUUUCCAUGCUUCAAAAAUCAAACGAUAACAUUAAGGCUUUUAGAGAGGCAGGGGUUGCUGCAUUGAAGGUCUUUCAUACCAUCAUUGUUCAAGACACUUCUCAACAAAGUAUUGAUGUUUCAGUUUUGGUUGAAAUUUUACAAACAUCCAAACGAUCCAACAUUCCUCUCAAAAUUGCAAUUUUUAAUGCUCUUACCAAAAUGUUCAAGAGCAAUGAGAGAGCAAAAGAUUCCUUUAGAGAUGCUGGUUUUGUAGCAAGUGUAUCUAUUCUCAUUAAUACUCCAUGUCCUACCCUUUCCAUACUCUCAAAACAAUUGAACAAGUUGCUAGAAGAUUCAUCAUCCUCAGCUGAGGAUACUCCCAAAGUUGAAGAUGAAGAAAUGUAUGAACAAUCCGAUAUUGUGAAAUUGAUGCAAUCCAUGUUUACAGCUCUUGCCACUUCCCUACAAAAUCAUCCAAGAAACAAGUUAUCGUUUUUACCAACAGUCGGAGAGAAUGGUAUGAUUGAUGCUCUCAAUGUCAAUGGAAUUAUGAAUACUGAUCAUAGAAAGGAAGUAUUUCAAUGUUUAAUUGAUUUUGCUACUGAGAGAUGUAUUGAAGAAUUUGAUGCAGCCAAUCAAACCACAGCGACUUCUUUCAAUAGUAUUUCUUCAGGAAGUUUGACGAGUUUGAGUUCUUCAUCCUCAACAACAAUAGCCACAACCACAUCCACAACAACAUCCUCAACAACAAUGUCAACCACAACAACCUCAACAACAACCAACAACAACAAUUCAACACCAUCCAAAUCCACCCAUAUUGUGAAUACGAAUGAACUCUAUAUGAACAUUGGUGGAUUACUCGUUACUAGAUGUCCAGUUCUACACAAUCCAUUUGGUUUAAUAUUUUGUUUAAAACUUCUUCAUCAUGCCAAUGAAGAUUUACAACUUGCAGUACUCAAAGUGAUUGAACUCAUGUUAAAGAUUGGACCACUCAAUCUCGAAGGUUUAUCCAACAUUAAGAUUGUUGAUUUUAUUUUAGAUCACUUGUAUUCACAAAUGGUAGAUACCAAUCACAAAUUUAGUUCUACUCUUCUCAAUAUUUGUGAAAAAGUAGCAUGUUACAGAUUAUCACAAUUGGAAUGGAGAAAAUUACUUUCUAUUUUUGCUGAUAAGGAUCAUCCUCCAUGCAUGUUGAAACUUGUAAUGAAUGCUGCAAAGAAAGGUCUGAGCACUCCAUUCAUUGAACUUCGACCAGGUUCAGAAUGUCCCAUUCAACAACUCACAGACAAGACAUGGAACAGUUCAAUGACUGCAGGUUAUACAUUUUCAUGUUGGUUCUAUCGAUCCAAUGAUAUUGCAUCAACUCCAAAGAAGAGACUCUUUCAUUCUCAUCAGAGAACUUCCUCCAAUGCCACCAAGAGACUUUCAUCGACUAAUUUUUCCGAUGUGAAUGUGUUCAUUUUAUUGAAUAUUCAUUCGGACGAUGGAAAAUCAUUUUUACAAUUUCAUUUACGACCUGAUGGAUAUCUUGAAUUCCAAAAUGGCCCAAAAUCAAAGAGAAUACUCUUUUCAAAAUGUAAAUUUGAAGCAGAUCGAUGGUAUCAUUUGGUCAUCUCUCAUCAGAGAAAUCGAUUGUCGAGUAGUGUCAUGACUGUCUAUGUGGAUGGUAAAAUGGAAGAAUCUCAAAAAGUUGGAUUUAUUAAUCCAUAUGCUGCAGGUUCCAAAGUGAAUGGACUGUUAGGAAAGAAUUUUACCGAUAGUAUUGAUAAUUGGAGAAUUGGGCCUUCAUUCCUCUAUGAAGAUGUUUUAUAUCCUGAAGCAGUAGCUUCGAUCUAUGUUGCAAAUAAUACCUAUACAGGUUAUUUCCAAGGAAAUUACACACCACAUAUGGAUCUACUCACUUAUCAUCUCUAUCCUAAUUAUAUUCGUCUUUUGCAGAGAGUAGAAACUAAGAGAAAUAUUUCCACUGAAAGUGAAGCUAAAGAAAAUAGCAUUACAGUAUCAUCUUUUAAAUUAUCUCCAGAUAAGAUUGUGUUUGCAUUCAAUGCUCUCAAUCAUUCAUUGCGAUCAUUGGAUCCUCACGACACGAGAAAUAACGCUCUCGUCGUCAUGGAAAGUGUACACAAUGAAAAGAAGACACCCAAAGUUCUUCUCUCCAAUUUAUCACGUGCUUAUGUGUGUUGUCCAACUUCACUUUCGGAUAAUAUUCUCAAUUCAGAUGGAAUUGUAGUCAUUUUGGCAUUGAUUGAACGAAGUGAAUCCUCUCAAGCUCUCUAUGAUUCAUUACUUUUACUGUACAAUACCAUGAUGGACUCACCCUUACAAAUUGAUGAAGUGGAACGAAUUUCAGGUUAUGAUAUUAUUGCUGGUUUUAUUAGAAAAAAGACCAAUCUUUUGGAUACUAAAAUUUUGCAAUUACUCUUCGAGUUUGUCUUGAUGGGAAGUGGAGAUCAAAAGGAAAUUGUUACGAAUUUGAAAGCAUUUAUUUGUUUAAUCAUUGAUUAUGAUAUUUGGAGAAAGACAGAUCUUUCCAUUCAAAUUGAACUCUUCAAGAAAAUUAAGAGUUUAAUUGCAGAUAGUUAUUAUUCACAUUGGAAUGUCAUUAGACUCAAAACCACUGGUAUCGUUAACAAAUUGUUACACAUUUUGAAUGAGUCUCCUUCGGUCCAAAUUGUAGAACUCAUUGUCGAUGCUUUACAUUUGUUAUUCAAACAUCGAAUGUCCGACAAUGAUAUGAUUUCAGUUUCAAACUUUAUUAUGAACUCGUUAGAUGAUUCAGCAUUAAUUUCUAAAAAACGAAGUUCAAGUUGGGUCAUGAUUAGUCCAAGAAAUUCGAGCACUUGUCUACCACAAGUUUCAUCACUCUCUGAGAUGAGUUCUGUGAGUGCUAUGACCACUACUACUACUACUGGUACUACUACUACUGGUACUGGUACUACUUCUACUAGUAUGAAUAGUAGUAAUUCUCGAAAAUUGAAACGACAAAGUAUCACGACCAUGACCUUGACCAAUGUUGCCUCUCGAAAUUUACUAUUGCGAGUCAUUUAUGAUUUGGCAAGUCGAGAUGAAAAGUAUCUUGAAUUAUUCUCGAAACAUGUGGAUGAUGUAUGGUUUUAUCAAUUUGUGAAUGAAAAAACUCAUCCAAUAUCAUUGAUAUUAUCCUUACAACUUUUAUCAUUACUUUUAUUACAAGGAAAGAUCAAACCAGAUAAUAUUUUACCAAGUUUGAGAAGAGGAUUAAUUCCAUAUUGUAAUCAACCAGAUGUUUAUUAUACCUUGUUACUACUCAUGACAAGAACUAUUUUCACCUAUCCAGAAGGAACAUUCUCAUCGGAACAAGAUUUAAAGGAUUCUCUGGAUCAAAUUUCAAAAAUGUUCCUUGAAAAGAGUGCACUGACAGAUAUUAUUUUCUAUAAGGAUGUCAUUCCAAUACUAUUGGAGUUAUUGAAUCAUAAUUAUGCUCCAACUGCAGAGAGUGCACUGUAUGGAGAAGUUUCUGCUGUUCAUUAUUUUGCCAAAUUCAAGAAUGAAGAAAAGACAUUGGAAGCCUCUCGUCGAUGGACCUUAUUGAGAAAUGUUGUGAUCAAGUCAUCAUCAUCUUCAUCUUCAUCAACAACAACAACAUUCAAUAGUACUAAUAAUAAUAGUAGUACUAAUAAUAAUAGUAGUACUAAUAAUAGUAGUAGUACUAACGAUUCACAACCUUCAUCAAGCAAUAAUACAUUAGAAAAUGACAAUACUCCACCAUCUGUAUCUGUAGUAUCGGUUGAACCACCUCCAUUGAAAUUAGAAGAGAGACCACGAGAGAAUAAGAUUACCGAAGAAAUUCUUUCGUUAUUGAAGAGAAUGUGGAGUUCUUCGAAUGAUCUCAAAACUCAUUUCAGAAAGUAUGAAAGUAUUCAAGCAUUGAGUCAAAUUGUGUUUUCUUUAGAAAUUAAUAGAAAACCUAAAACAGAUAUUGAUAAUUUUCUGAAUCAUCCCAUUGCCAUUUCGGUAUUGUCCAUGAUUCGAGCCAUUGCAAGAUUUGAAUUUUCAACCGCUUCCAAAGCUGUUCAAGUCGUUGAAGAUAUUUUGAGAGCAGUUCCACUGAAUAUUGUGAGUGAGCAAUCCAUCACAUGGUAUCGACGUUCCAUUCUAUCUUCACUCAUCAAGGUUUAUUCCAGUGAUAAGGUCAUGUCAUGGGCUCAAGCGAAAGAUAGCAAACUUGCAGGAAAUUUAUCAUUGUUGGCAUCGUUUGUUGUGGACAUGCAUUACGCUUCCGUACUUCCAUUGACAAGUUAUGUUGAAACUUUGAAUUUUAUUGUUCAAGUAGUUUCCAUCGUCAAAGUCAUUGAAGAACCAUCCAAGACGAUUUCAUUAUCGAGUUUUUUUAGUUCCAAUGCUGCCAUGAAGAAGGAAGGAACAUUACCAUUCUCUCUGAGAUCAUUGAAUCGAAUGAUUUUAUAUACCUUCUUACAAGUAUCAUCUGAAGAAUUUACUGAAAAAGUACUUGGUACCAUGUUAGAAACACGUGCAUUCCUCUCAACAUUGGAUACUUGCAAUUUGGAUUAUGAAUAUUUUUCAUCCAUCUUUGCCGUAUUAUUCAAUUUGAUGAAUGAUGGAUCUCCUAAAAUCAAAGAUACUGCAGUCAAGUUAUGGAAAUUAAUUGUUGCAGCACAACAUGAUACGAAUUUACUUCCAACGAUAUUCCUAAUACCAAAAGACUCGAAAACUACGGGUGGUAGUAGUUCUAGUGGUGGUAGUAGUUCUAGUGGUGGUGGUAAUUCUAGUGGUAAUGGUAAUACUAGUAGUAGUAGUACAAGUGGUAAUAAUGUCGAUUCACAACAACUAGUCUCUAAUGAAUUUGUCGAAGGUUUUAGAAAGUUAUUAGAUUCUGAUGUGAAUAACUUUAUGAAAUGGUUCACUGAGAAUUUUGAUCGUAUUUCUGAAUUUUUCAAUAACAAUCUUGCCAAUACUCUCACUUCCUAUAUCGAAAGUGAGAAUAAGCAUACUCAAUCCGUAUUAACAUUAUUGCAAAAUGAUUUGAGAUCUCGAUCCUCUUCAAAGAGUGAAAGAAAACUUGGGGAAGGUGCAACGUAUUUGAUUGGAGCUGCAAAAUCUCAACUUCGAACAGUCAUUGAAAUGGAAGAAGAACGAAAUCAAAUGCUCAUUGAAGAGAGUAUUAUUCGAAUCAAAUUUGCAAUGGAUACUUGGAUGAAUUUGUAUGACUUGUUAUUUAUGGAACGUGGCACAUGGUCUCAUAGAGCCAAUCAAAAAUCAAAUCAAUCGUUACUUGCUUGGAGAUUGGACUCUACAGAAGGACCAAAGAGAAUGAGAAUUAAGCUUGAACAAUUCCAUUUAGAAAAGGCCUAUGAAGUUGCUAUUCAAUCCAAUCCUUUGAGAGAACAAUAUUCUGUGGUUGGAAGAAAAUCUGCAAGGACUAGUCCUUCUGUGGGUGGUAGUGGUGGUACAAGUGGUACGAAUAGUAGUAGUAGUAGUACCAGUGGUGGUAGUGGUGGUGGAUCGGUCAAUACUCUAUUGAUGGAUAUGAGUGGUAUGGAAAUGACCACGACCACAACCACAACCACAACCACAAACCUGACCACAAACUUGACCACAACAGAAAAGAAAAAGGAUGCACUUUUGGAUCAAUUUGAAAAAUUCCAAGAAUGGAGUUAUCUCUCUCCUGCUAAACCUCGUCCUAUUACAUCAUCAAAGAGAGAGGAUGAAUUGGAUCUCACUCUUCCAUCCAAUAUCAUUACUUUGGAUGCUAAUGAUGUCUCUUUAGAACUCACUCCAACACCUCUUAAUCGAUCUUCUUCGAAACAACCCUUUGAUCAAGACACUACUUUGGAUGAAAGUUUAAGUGAUACGACUCAUGAAGGAACUGCAGAUACCAAUCUUGAUGCUGUUACAGCUGAUGAUAUUGAUGAUGAUUUAUUAUAUGAAGAUGAAAUGGGAGAAGACUUUAAGAUUAGAAAAUUAAUUGAACCAGGAGAUGGUAUUUUAUUCAUUUAUAAUUCAUUGAGAAUUAAUGGAUUGGAUGGUCAAAAAUCAUUAUUUGUGAUUUGUAAAAACAAUGCCUACAUUAUUGAUAAUUAUGUCAUGACGGAUGAUGACAAGUUAAUAGAAGUGAAAGGAGAUCAUUCAACAUUGAUUGAAACAAGUCCACCAAGUACUACCAAUACCAAUACCAAUACCAAUACUACAACAACAACAAAUACUACUACCAAUACUACUACCAAUACAACCACAACAACAACAACUCUAGAAAAUUCUACACCAGACAUUUCUCAUGAAACUAUCAAAAUUCCACUCGCUGAAAUCAAUGACGUGCUAAAACGAAGAUAUCUAUUGAGAGAGACUGCUGUUGAAAUUUUCUGUAGUGAUGGUCGUAAUUUCUUCCUAGUCUUUGAAAAGGCAGACAUGUACAAGGUUCAUGAAAAAUUGAAACUUUCAGAUCAUAUCAAACACAAUAAGAAGUCAUUCCCAUCUCUCAAAGUCAUGCAAAUGAAAUGGCAAAAAGGAGAAGUUGAUAAUUUUGAAUAUUUAAUGUAUUUGAACACAUUGGCUGGAAGAUCAUUCAAUGAUCUCACUCAAUAUCCCAUCUUCCCAUGGGUACUCUCUGAUUACAAUAGUGAAGAAUUGAAUUUCAAUGAUCCAAAAAUUUAUAGAGAUUUAUCCAAACCCAUGGGUGCCAUUGAUGAAACUCGUGCCAAAAUGUUCCGUGAGAGAUAUCAGAGUUGGUGUGAUCCCUAUAUUCCUAAAUUCCAUUAUGGUUCACAUUACAGUAGUGCUGGUAUUGUAUUGUAUUACAUGUUGAGAAUUGAACCUUAUACUUCUCAAUGUGUCGAGUUGCAAGGUGGUAAAUUUGAUAUUGCAGAUCGAAUGUUUCAUUCGAUUAAAGAGACAUGGGAAUCUGCCAGCACGGAUUUCUCACUCUCGGAUGUGAAAGAACUCAUUCCUGAAUUUUACUUUUUACCAGAAUUUUUAAUGAAUAAGAAUAAUGUUCAAUUUGGACUCAAACAAAAUGGAAAUCCAGUGAAUCAAGUAGAAUUACCACCAUGGGCUCAUAAUAAUCCUCAAUAUUUUGUACGAAUGAUGAGAAGAGCAUUAGAAAGUGAUUAUGUUUCAGAACAUUUGAAUGAAUGGAUUGAUUUAAUAUUUGGAUACAAACAACGAGGUCCUGAUGCUGAAAAGGCACUCAAUGUAUUCUUUUAUUUAACGUAUGAAGGAUCUGUAGAUAUUGAUAACAUUUCGAAUGAGGUUGAAAAGAGAGCCAUCAUUGCACAAAUUAGUAACUUUGGUAAUACACCUCAACAACUCUUUACGAAACCUCAUCCUAGAAGAAAUACGAAUCAAUUAUUAGAACGGCAAUUAACAUUAUCUCCUACUUUGGAAGCAGUUCAAGAUUCAUUUUUGGGUGUUGGAGUAGCAGGUUCAGGUUCAGUUGUAGCAGGAGGUUCAGGUUCAGCAGGAGGUUCAGCAGUAGCAGGUUCAGGUGUAGCAGGUUCAGUUGUAGCAGUAGCAGGAGGUUCAGGUGUAGCAGGAGGUUCAAAUAGUACUACUACCAUUGAUCCAACAACCAUCAUGUCCACUACUACUAGUAGCAAUGAAAAUCCUUCCAAUGGUAAUGAAACCAUUUCAACAGAUGUUCAAAUGAGUAAUUCGACUCUUGUUUCUGGAGCCAAUGUCAUUAGUAAUUUGGUAUGGAAUCCAGUAGUUACUACGACUACUACGACUACUACUACUAGUUUACAACAACUUGCAAGUUACAAGAAAUCAAUAGAUACCAAUCUUGUGACCAUUUCAUUCCUCAAAUUGAAGGGUAUUGUUGCUGAUGAUGUAACCUAUGUCAAUGAUUAUGGAAGUAGUAGUAUUGUAUCAGAAUUACAAACUGGUAUUGUUACACCCUCAUUGAGUGCUACUCUUGGCAAAUUAACAGGAAGAUUUAAUAAGGCAUUAACAUUGAAAGAUUCAUUGUCUUUGACCAUUCCAUCAGAAACUACUAUGAAUCAUUCAUUAUCCAUGACAAGUCCAUUCUCAGGACAAUUAUUGGAAUUGGCAACUCCACAAUCAUGGGGAAGUUUAGCCAUUGGACAAAUUUCACUCACUCAAAAACAAUUAGUGAAUGGUAUUGUGGCUGUCAAUAAGAAUUGUUUCUUUGCAGAUUCCAAGUGCUCCAAGUACUAUUCGUAUGGUCAUUCUGAUUUUUCAUUGCGAUUAUUUAAAGACAGUAAUAGUGAAACACCAAUGGCAGUUCAUGAACGAUUACAUACUUCACAAAUCAGUUAUGCAACCAUUACCAAAGAUUAUCAAGUGCUUGUGAGUGGAGGUGAAGAUAGUGUGGUGAGUGUUUUCAAGAUUAAGAAACACAAAAAGUCAGAAACUUUGGAAAUUCAAAAGAGAUUGUGUGGCCAUACCGAUAAGAUUUCAUACAUUGCAGCAAGUGCAGAAUUUAAUAUUAUUGUGAGUGGAAGUUAUGACUCGACAUGUAUUGUUUGGGAUUUGAGUCGACUCAAAUAUGUUCGAGAAUUGGCAAUGCCAUCUGAUGAUGUUGAAAAUAAGCCAAUUUCAUGCAUUUCUAUAUGUCCAACCACUGGUCAAAUUAUUGUUUGUCAAUGGACGAGGAUCACAGUCUAUGCCAUCAAUGGAGAUAUUUUAGCAACAAAGAAUAUUGGACGUGCUCCAAUUACGACUGUCACUAAAUUAACAAAUCCCCAUGACGGUAGAGAGUUGCUGUUUGUGGGUCACAGUAAUGGAGAGAUUGAUAUUUUGGAUAUGGAAUAUGUCUUGUCUUUUGAAACACAGAGAAAGGAACUCACUUUGACCAAGAUUCAUGCACUCAAGGAUCACAAAUCCUCUGUGACCUAUCUCUAUAUCACUCCAGAUAUGAAGAAACUUUACAGUGGUGGUGAAGAUGGUGUGGUUUGGAAAUACACUGUUGCUAAUUAA
Naegleria lovaniensis is the source of this 10752-nucleotide messenger RNA. RefSeq lists its product as uncharacterized. Bases 1 to 10752 code for a protein of 3583 amino acids. The transcript is spliced from 3 exons. Gene Ontology annotation, molecular function: protein binding. NCBI's taxonomy places the organism in Eukaryota, Heterolobosea, Eutetramitea, Acrasida, Naegleriidae. The record is from RefSeq and is a predicted model, not a curated record.